GAACAUCGAUCCGAAUACACGAUGCUGUCCGCGGGUGAGAUCGUUGUGUUCGACGACAUCGAAGCAAAUUGGCCUGUAACGUGCGGAAGCGAGGACGAAUUGCCCGUUUUGUUGGAUAGGCAGAAGAGUAGUAGCGCAAGAGAACGCAAUCCAAUGAUGCCCGAUGAUGGUCGCACGAAAGGUCAAACUAUUAUAGGUGGCUUGAUGAUUGCCGAGUACGAAGGAUCGCCGCGGCGCUUCGGUAGUAUUUAUACCGAUGACUAUCCGCAACCGGAUGGCCUUAUUUUAUACAAAACUACUGGCAACCUUCCUCGACCUCCUGGAUUUCCGAAACGAGUCAACAGCGCUGCAUCACUGGCCCCCAACUGUGAUGACGAUUGUGAUGGCGGCCACGUAGAAGGUUCCAACGAUGUCAGCAACGUCAAUAGACAGCGGUUACUCGAUUUGGAAAUCGGCGAAUCAAGUCUUUAUAAUGCAGUCAACGUUAAUGGCACUCAGUCAAAUGAAACUGCAUUCGAUAGUCAAACGAAAUAUUACAGUCAAGCGAAACAGCCGCAACAAAUAGAAGAAGAUAAUGACAAACAGGGGAGCAAUUUGAAGCUACAUGAUUUUGCGCUCUCGCCGGUGACAGAUUAUGAGUCUGGUUGUAGAGCGGAUUUUAAUCUGCAUAAUUCACUAACAUGCGUGUCAAACAAUUAUGAAAAUACGAAAACAUACGAUACCACGGUUAGUGAUACGAAUCACCGGGUCUCGAAGGAGCAUAUAGGUGCGCCGUGCACCGAUUACGGGAGAAUGUGCAAUAGUAUGCCAAUAUUAGAGGACGGACUGUCCAGCGGCCAUGCGUCUGACUCGGAAAGUAAUGCUCAUCUAAAUGGUGUACUAGCGACAGUAGAAACGCAGUCUUACCGUACGAAGGAGUUCAACGAAGCGAACGUCUCGUACGUCGCAAUGAGUUCAGCAGAGGCAAACGUAGCGAACGCUCACGUGCGAGAGGUAACUGAUAUUGCUAGUCUGAAUCCUACCAGUUCAGCAAGUGAUGUACAGCGGGCAUUGAAUGACAUAAGGCUGACGCUACGCAAGACCAAAACACUACCUUUGCUAGAACACAGGUGUGGAUCGGAAAAGGACGACAUGUUGGCCAGUAAUUGCGAUGCAUCGCCUAUCUGGGUGUUAAGGUCGUUAGUGGAGACGGAGAAGGAAUCAAACAAGCAAGCAUCGUUACAUCAAACGAGUAUACGCCGAACGAAUGCGGGCGAUGAUGAGGAAACUGAUACGGACUUAGAAACGGAUCGGCUUCUCGGUCAUCAGCAGAAUUUCAGUGAUUUAAAAUUCACCGAACAGCAACAUUUCGACAGCCGCGGUUCGAUCGCUAAAUCGCCCCCAUUAGUAUCGACGCUGGCGAACAUAAAGCGAAACCACACCGCACUUCGAGCCGACACUGGUGCUUACAUCCCAGGCGACAUUCCGAUUGAUAGCCUUCCUGAAAUUGAAAGCAAAGGCAGGCACAAAACCAGAGAAGGCCUUCUAAACCCGACAGUUCUGAUUGAAGGCGUACUGUUCCGGGCCCGUUACCUUGGCUCCACGCAAUUGGUGUGCGAGGGCCAGCCAACGAAGUCGACACGAAUGAUGCAGGCGGAAGAAGCCGUUACUCGCAUUAAAGCCCCGGAAGGUGAAUCUCAACCAAGCACGGAGGUGGAUUUAUUUAUUUCGACAGAGAAAAUCAUGGUGCUUAAUACGGACCUGAAGGAGAUCAUGAUGGAUCAUGCGCUGCGUACAAUCUCCUACAUUGCAGACAUUGGCCAACUGGUUGUUCUUAUGGCAAGGCGCCGCUUCGUAGCACAUGAUGCUCCGCAUACCGGAGCGAUAGAAGCGGCGGUAGCGCCAUCCGAACCGCCACCUCACACCGACGAAGCACAAAACUGUCCAGAGGAUAACAGUACUACCACCAGGGUGAUUGAAAGUCCGAAAAAGCGAACACCAAGUUCAUUUGACAACGUUGGCGCUCGCAGCAACCGUACGCCAAAGAUGAUCUGCCACGUGUUUGAAAGCGAAGAAGCGCAGUUCAUUGCGCAAAGUAUUGGCCAAGCAUUCCAGGUGGCGUAUAUGGAGUUUCUAAAGGCAAACGGAAUUGAAGACCACAGCUUUAUGAAGGAACUCGACUACCAGGAGGUGUUGAACAGCCAAGAAAUUUUUGGCGAUGAAUUGGAAGUCUUCGCCAAAAAAGAGCUCCAGAAGGAGGUGGUGGUGCCGAAGACCAAAGGAGAGAUUUUGGGUGUUGUGAUCGUCGAGUCUGGAUGGGGUUCGAUGCUACCGACGGUCGUAAUCGCGAACCUCGCCUCAUCGGGAGCGGCAGCUCGCUGCGGGCAGCUCAACAUCGGAGACCAGAUUAUUGCCAUCAACGGAUUGAGCCUAGUCGGCCUGCCGUUGUCCACGUGUCAGAAUUACAUAAAAAAUACGAAAAACCAAACUGCUGUCAAGUUCACCGUUGUCCCUUGCGCUCCCGUUGUGGAGGUUAAGAUUAAGCGACCUAAUACGAAGUACCAGUUAGGCUUUAGCGUGCAGAAUGGAGUGAUUUGCAGUCUGUUACGCGGAGGCAUCGCAGAACGCGGUGGUGUCCGAGUCGGCCAUCGAAUCAUAGAAAUCAAUAACCAAAGUGUCGUUGCUGUGUCACAUGAGAAAAUUGUCAAACUACUUGCAACAUCCGUCGGUGAGAUAUUGAUGAAAACCAUGCCAACGUCAAUGUUUCGUUUGCUUACUGGACAGGAAAAUCCGAUUUAUAUUUAAACGAAACGAACAAACGGAUGCAGGCGAAUGGACGUUGGUUGAACGUAGAUAAUGCGAAGUGUUAACGUAACAAAACCAAGGAGAAUGACUUACUGCCGUGGUCUGUGAAGAGCAGUUCAAGUUAAAACCUGCCAGAAAUGGAAAUGGGAAGCGGUUUACUAGAAAGUGUUACAUCUUGUUCAUUCAAAUAA
This is a messenger RNA of Anopheles cruzii, 2975 nucleotides long. RefSeq lists its product as uncharacterized. The record is from RefSeq and is a predicted model, not a curated record. The transcript has 11 exons. Gene Ontology annotation, biological process: chemical synaptic transmission. NCBI's taxonomy places the organism in Eukaryota, Metazoa, Arthropoda, Insecta, Diptera, Culicidae. Bases 22 to 2784 code for a protein of 920 amino acids. Gene Ontology annotation, cellular component: cytoplasm; plasma membrane; dendritic spine. Gene Ontology annotation, molecular function: protein binding.